UCGGAGGGAAGCCGGCUGCGUGUGUGGCUCGGAGAUGGGUGUGUAUUUGACGGAGACGCGAAAAGGGAGGGGGCACUGUAGAGAGAGAGAGGAGUGAGAGAGUUGUGUAAAAAAGGGGCUGAAGUCCUGCGAAGCUGCGAUCUCUCUCCCCGGCAGACUACGUGCCAAAGUGCGCUCUCCAGAACGCCUUUAAAAUACCUUCUCCAAAGCGCGUGUAGGCGAAGAUGUGAAGAAAAACCCGGCUGAGAGUGAGUGAGUGAGAGAGAGAGCGAGCAGAGAAGAGAGCGGUGGGCGAGGCUCCGCGAACUCCUCUGGAUCCAGUGGCCGAGAGGAGCGACCCAGCCCGCGGUCAAGGUGGGGCACUCGUACGGUUAGUGUCGGUCUCUGCGUGGUUGUGCUGGCUCUUUGCUGUUCUUAUCAAGUGUGAUUUAGCGUGUACCGACUGGAUGACCUACUUCGCUGAAAUGACUCUACCUGAAGCUGAAGACGACGUGCAACUGGACACGGUUGAUCCAAAAUGGUGGACACACAGCGGUUCUUCACUGGCGAGCUUUAUGUUGGUGUACACAUGCUAAAGCUGCCAGCUGAAGAACUGCUCUGGUCUGCCCUGCCCACUGACAAGAACAUGAUGACCAUGAGAAGAAGAGAAAGAACUACAACAUAUAUGAUCAUUGUAUUUACAUUAUAUUGCAUAGAUUUUUAUGGAAAAUAGUCCUGCAAAUAUAAUUAAAAUAAUACUGAAUACAAAUUUGAGUGGUUUCAAUUAGAAAACUGCAUAUGCUACAAUUAUUAAAGAAAUGUAACUGAAAGACUAAAUGGUGACAUUUAUCCACCUUCAAGGCAUGCAAAACACUUCAAGGGACCACUCACAUUCAUACACCAGUGUACGCAGACACUGGGGUUAAGGUGGGUUAAGUGUCUUGCCCAAGGACACAACAACAGCAUUCAUCUGGAAUCACCAACCUGUGUGUCAGUGGACCUGACCACUCUAUCACCGAUGUGCCAGUGCCAAUGUGUUUAUGUCGAGAGUGGGACUGGAGCUGCCAGCCUUCGGAUCAGUGGCCAAACAUCAUACCAACUGAGCUACUGCCGGCUAAAUAUUCUAUCCCCAUGAUUUAUGUAUAACUGCUGACAUGGUAGUUUAGGCCUGUUUAAAAAUGUUCUGAAAUGUAUGUGAGUUGUGUUAGUAGAUAGAUUAGUACUGAAUUUUAAAAGUGGCCUACAAACUAUUUUCUGAUGGGGGUCCAUCACCUGCUUGUUUCUAUUGAGAUGUUAUUGCUUUUCAACAGCAAAUCACAAUCACAACUUUGUUUGUUUACUUGUAACUGUGGUCUAAUCCAUGACAACAGUAAUGCGGGUAAAUUACUCUACCACAAAUUCUUAAAUAAUUCAAGCUAUUGGCAUCACAUUUCUUAAAUAAUGAUUGUAUUGAUCCUCACCAUGACAAAGCAUCUCACCCUCAUGUUUAUGGUAGAUAAACUGCCCCUGCUGAAUAAAAACAGUUCAAUCGGUAGUUUUGUGUUUGCAUUAUUCAACAGAUAGACAUUUUUAUUGUUAUAGAUUGAAGGUCUAUAGUUUAUGCUUAUUUGUAAAGGCUAUAGAUCUCUAUAGCCUUUACAAAGAAUUAUUCAGGAUUAUUCAGUUAAGCAUUAAUUGUGGUAAUUUAGAUAAAUGAAUAGAUAGUAAUGAAAUUAUUUGACACUUGAACUUUACUUAAUUGUUAAUAGUUUGAUUUGAUGAUGCUGCACACCAUAAACAAUGUGGUCGCUACAUUUUAUAGUGUAAUAGUGACAUCUCUAGUAAAAGCUCAGCUGUGAGUUAGUGGCCUGUUCUGACCUGUUCUUGCGAGACUAUGAGAGGCAGAAACAGACCACCAAAUACACUCACAUUCAUUCAGCACACUAUGAACAAGUUGGAAUCAUGUGGAUGUUGUUACAUUAUCACAAGUCUUUAGGUCUUAAGUUUGCACAGGAUUGUAGUUUCAACUGCAAAAAGGUUAAACUUAUGAGUACUUUUUCUUAAUCAAUUUCUGUUUGUCCAGCUUCUGAUAAAAGAGAACUCUCAAUCUCAUAGACAUGUAAAACAUUAAUGGAAAUCUGUAACCAAUUUAUUUUCAAAUCAAAAUAACACCCAAAAUGUUAAAUCAACCAUUCUGAGAAGAAUCUGGACCAGAUGGUACCCCAAACCCACAAAUAUAAAAAUAAUCCAAAGAUUUAAAAAAAAUUACUAGAAAUUUUAUAUAUCUACCUGGAUUUUUUUUUUUUUUUUUUUUUUUGAUUAUUACAAUCAGAGUACAGAGUACAGAGUGCAAAGUACAGUUAGAUGACAGCAGGGGUCAAAAGUACAGAGCUUCAGCUUCACAAAGACUCCAGCCAUUUGGCUGUGCUCCAAAGGGUUCAGAAAUAGAUUCUGUUUGAAUUGCGAGUCAUCAAUAAGGCCAUAUACUGUCAAUAUUCAUAUUCUAUAAAAGCCUAUUUUAAGGCUCAUUCUACCACAUUUAACAUAAGUAAUCCCAGUGAUUAUGUUACCAAUUUCCUUCCCCGAGACAUUCAUUUUACACAGUUAUUGGCAGUUCCUAAAACGCCCAGAAGACGGCAGCAUAACUGAAGAACAGUCACUAACGUCGCCUGUAACAGGUUUGCAACUGAGUGGAGAUCAUUGAAAGGUACGCCGCAAAUGAAUAUCAAGAUCAAAAUACGAAUUUAGGCUGACCUGAAUCCUCUUUACUAUAGUUAUACGUUUAACGAAAUCAACAACAACAACAAAAAUCACCAAAAAAUAGCGUGACUAAACUUCAUGAAGUUUUAAAUCUUAAUGGAGUUUCUGGUGCAAUAAAUGCAGUGGUGCAGCCCUGAGUCAGCGGUGUACGCCUCUCAGAGUGUGUGGUCCAAGUUUAACAGUGAUGUGUUCACCCCUCCCCUCUAUCUCUCCUGUAGAUGCUGAUCCAGCCGAUGCCGCCGCGCGUAAAUGGAAAGCUUUUACGCACCGCGCGUUCACCCCAAAAGCGCUUUAAUCGUGUGGGAAUUUUUGCACUGUCACACGACUUGCGUGGUGCCUAAGUAGACUCUAGACACUGUUGUGUGGGGAUGAGAGGGGUGCGCUAAUUCCUUGCUACAGGAGGCACAGGGAGGCGUGCGUCCGGACGGUAAAAGCGAGAGCGAUUCAACGGCAAUCUAAUUCCAUUCAGUGAUGAAGGCUUAUAUGGACUAAAAUUCAAAACAAUCUUGAACAUUUUGGAUUGACAGGGUCUCUCUUCAGACGAUUAUCCUAAUGGAAAACAACUAAAACCAGAGUUUACUUUUACACAGAAGAAGCGUGCAACACGCCUAUCGCACUUUUAACCGUCAGUGAUGGCCAUCAACACUGACGCCACUUUUAAGAAGAGCGCCCUGGGGGAGCGCGAGGCAUCCAACCCCAACGAAUUCCAGGACACCGAGAAGUUACUGAGUGCCGGGACGACGGAGCCCACGGGGGAAAGCAAUCUCAAAGAAUCAGACUCGUUCUCGCUCAACAUCCGCGGCAGCGUGCGCUCCUUGGAUGCGGACCAAAAUGGGUACCGAUCGCCUCUAAAGUCUGGAUCAGUGGGACAGCUGGCGGCCCCACCCAAGUCCACAUCCCGAGUGAGCCUCGGCCCUCUUCCCUCCCCGGUGCCACCUGGGCCCCCCCCCUCCAGCUACUUGUGGCUGGCUGUGCUAUCCUGCCUCUGCCCCGGGGUCCCAUUCAACAUCUGUGCGCUGUGGUACGCCAGUGUGUCCAAGUCGGUACUGCUCACUGGAGACGUCGCGGCCGCGCGGAAGUACGGGCGUCGGUCGAUGCUGUUGAGCUGCCUGGCCAUCCUGCUGGGUGUGGCAGUCAUCAUCUUCAUCGUGGUCGGAUUAGAGUAUCAACAUUCAUCCAAGUAACAGCCUGGCAUGAGCGGAUUCAUGUUGUUUUUGAAAAAGCACAAAGAAACCAAAGACUUUACCGUUCCUCAUGUGGACACCAGUCUGUUAAUUUCCCUCAAACCUACCGUGGGAGGUUAAGUAUGGACCGGGUGCCAUUUUGAAGGUCGUGUGGUGCAUUGAAAAAUAUGAAUGAACGCAUUGCAAGAAAAACAUAGCCUAUUCCUGUCAAGAUGUGUUCCUGUCAGGAACUGCGGUGGAUGUAGAGGCCAUCACAAAAAUAAGAAAGUUUAAAUCCACCAAACUAAUUGACAAGGGUCACAGUUUCAGUCCAGAGUGGUUAAAUAUUGGCUUCCCACCCUCCAAAAACAUGCAUGUGAUAGUGUACAAAAAUGCGACUAACUGUUUACAACUGAAGGUGAGAGUGAAGAGCUUUUGUAUCUGUGUCAAACCUUGGACUAACUGUUCACUGACCGAGCCACAUAUGUUGGAUCGCUUUCAACAACUCAUUUUCACAUUUUCCUUUAGAUAGUUAAAAUUGCAUAGUUGCAUAGUAAAACUCAACUCAAACUCAAUAAUAAUAAGUUUAAAGGUGUGCUGUGUAACUUUUCUGGUGACUGAUUCACCACCUGUUUGUCUUCAUGGAGAUGUUAUUGCUUUGCUUCACAGAUUUGACCUUUAACUUGGCCUGGCGGGGUCAGCCACUGGUCUCCAUGGAUUUGCAUGCAGAUUUGCUUUAUGGUGUAUAGUUGAAUAUUCCAGACAAAAUAAUAAUAUCUUCAUGGUGACAAGCAAAUGGCGGCUCCUCCACCAGAAGAGUUACAAAGUGCACCUGUACAUUACUUUCAUAGAAAUUACAGAUCAUGAUGAAUAAUAAAAAAUCACUGUAUGUAUUUUUCAUUUUGUGCUUCAUUUAGACACUAAACAGACUGUAGUGCUUGACUGAACUGAGCCUUGUGUCUGAAUAUUCUGCUAUUUAAAUGAAUUGGGCUGUUUACUGUAUGCACUGGUCUUGGCACUCCAUCUCAUGUUUCUACAUUUAUACUGUGCGAUUGUGCCAUAGGUUUUGCAUGUUGCAAAUAAAGUCCUGAAUGAGCAUGACCCA
Messenger RNA from Boleophthalmus pectinirostris (great blue-spotted mudskipper), 4986 nucleotides. Its product is annotated as trafficking regulator of GLUT4 1-like. The transcript is spliced from 4 exons. NCBI's taxonomy places the organism in Eukaryota, Metazoa, Chordata, Actinopteri, Gobiiformes, Gobiidae. The coding region runs from base 3351 to 3902 and encodes 183 amino acids. Gene Ontology annotation, cellular component: membrane. The record is from RefSeq and is a predicted model, not a curated record.